Molecule: messenger RNA, 2081 nt
Organism: Vidua macroura (Pin-tailed whydah)
Lineage: Eukaryota; Metazoa; Chordata; Aves; Passeriformes; Viduidae
Gene: LTO1
Product: LTO1 maturation factor of ABCE1
Exons: 5
Coding region: 26-430 (134 amino acids)
Source: RefSeq, a predicted model, not a curated record
CGCUCCCGGCGGGCCUCGCGCCGCCAUGGCCGACCUGUUCGAUGGGAUCGUGAUGGCGGAGCAGAGGUUCCACGGGGAGGGCUACCAGGAGGGGCUUGCAGAGGGCAGCCACGCCGGAAUAGCUGAGGGCAGGAGGUACGGAGCACUCCACGGAGCCAAGAUGGGCUCGGAGAUUGGUUGCUACCUUGGGUUUGCACUGACAUGGCACUGCCUGCUCCAGAAAUGCACAGAUGAAAAGAACAGCAAAAAGAUAAGGGCUCUGGAUUCAUUAAUAGGGAUGAUUCAAAAAUUCCCAUAUGAAGACCCCACUUAUGAUAAGCUGCAAGAAGACCUGGAAAAAAUCAGAGGAAAAUUUAAACAGGUUUGUUCAAUGCUAAAUAUUCAGUCUGAUUUUAGAAUUGGUAAUGAGAGAUCUUCACUAACAUUUUGAAUGGAACAAAUGAAGAUAAACGUGGAUGACCAAAGAAAAAAACCAAUAAAAGAACAGAACUGGAAAAGUGUCCACCUACUUUUAUAUUAAAAAAAAAUCAAAAUAGUGGAGACGUUAAAGGGGAAGUGAAAAAUCACUGGACUUGCAAUAUUAUUUAACAUUUAUAAUCUCCAAGUUUUAUUUAGGAUAUUACACACACUAGUGUGUAAAUCUGUUAAAUAGAAAUAAUUGUUUUAAUUCUUUGCUAGUCUUUUACUGAUAAUUCCUCAAAAGGAAAACAAGCAUUUGCACAGUUUCCUUGUUUAAGGGAUGUCUGUUACUUAAAAACCUGUGUAUGCAGAUCAUUCAGUUUACACAAUGUGUACAUGCUGUGGGUGACGGAAAAUAAAAUCAGUUCCCUGCAGACUUUGCAGCAGGAAACAUUGUUGUGGGGAGAAGAUGGAAUGACAAAGGAGGUCAGAAUGCAGAGGAGAAGGGUGAAGAUGGCUGCUCAGAAUAUGGAGUUUGCACCUGGAUUUUCCAAUAGUUUUGCAGAUUGAUGGGGGGGAGGGAGCAAACUCCACAAAAUCUAACCCCCUCCGUACAAGUUACCAGUUUAAAUGGUGGAUGAGAUCAACAUGACUGCCAGAAGAGUUGUGAUUCUCAUGGACUGUAUUUAUUAGUAUCUCUUACACAGACCAGCUUUUUAUGUGCCAGCCUUGAAAAGUGACCAGUCUCAUUCCAAAUCAAAGGAUGCUGCCAGCUGCAUGCAUUUAACUGUGUUAGCUGAGAGGAAUACCUGGAACAGGCUUUGGCUUGGGCUGCUGGAUGUCUUUGCAUACCAGUAAGGAAUUCCAGAAUUCCUUUUAUCAGCUGUACAUUGUGUGUGUGUGGCUCUGCCUGCAUGGCACGGUUCAGCCUCAUGAAGACAGAUUUGAGAUUUUUGGUUUGUUUAACUGUCUUACACAUUAAUUUUGAUACAUGCAGGCAGUGUCAGAGCCAUCUAGUGGAUGUGUGGGAUUGUAGGAGCUCACAAAUAUUUGUGUAGGUGAAAUGGUUAAAAUAGACAGUACAGAACAUACACACUCAUGAUAAUUCUAAUUAUGUGGAGAAUUUCUUUGUAAUGAAGGAACACUGAGGUAGGAAUUAAUAUUUGUUUCCUCAUUUGCAAAAAUGUCUGUAAAAGCAAGAGCAGGGUUGUGAGAGCUCCAGGUGGAGCAUUUGUUUAAUAGAAGUGUGUGAUAUGUGAGUGACAAGCCAAGGUGCUGCUCCAGAGAUUGUACCAAACACAAUUAUUUUUGUUCAGCUCAGGAGAGAAAGGGUCUUCGGCAGUCAGGUGGUGACUGUUAUUUGGAAAAUUGGUUUAGUGGCUAAUUUUCUUGUAUUGUUUAGUUCUAUUUUUAAAAAAUUAUAGUAAAUUAUUAUAUAAAUACAUGUGUAUAUACUGAACUGUAAGUAUUGUAUCAACCAGGAUUUCCAGCUGGGAUAUACCAAGUUUAGGCUUAUCUAUUAGGUCUUUGAUUUUUUAAUGAGGUCUUUAAUUAAGUUUCAUUUGUGUGGACACACUGAUGGAGUCUCUUUUUCCAAGAGUCUGUGUUUUUCUGAAUAUUUGCUGUUUCACACCUUGUGUGGGCCUGAUUUGGUUUAUUAAAUGAGGUACAGUUCAAAAUUC